Penicillium verhagenii is the source of this 483-nucleotide messenger RNA. Its product is annotated as Transketolase C-terminal/Pyruvate-ferredoxin oxidoreductase domain II. Gene Ontology annotation, biological process: carbohydrate metabolic process. Bases 1 to 483 code for a protein of 160 amino acids. The transcript has 2 exons. The record is from RefSeq and is a predicted model, not a curated record. Gene Ontology annotation, molecular function: aldehyde-lyase activity. NCBI's taxonomy places the organism in Eukaryota, Fungi, Ascomycota, Eurotiomycetes, Eurotiales, Aspergillaceae.
AUGUCAAUGGGUUCAAUAUUAGUGAGCGCACCGUCUUUCGGUGCAUGGACCGACCAAAAGGAGCUUUUGGCUCUCUUCAGUGGGUACGGAUAUCAAGUUCGGUUUGUGGAAGAUAUGAAUGAUAUGAAUGACAUCGAUGCUGAUCUUCACUCUUGUAUGAUUUGGGCUGUGAAAGAGAUCCAUGGAAUUCAAAAUGCGGCGCGCUCCGGAAAACCAAUUGUGAAACCGUGCUGGCCGAUGUUGAUUCUGCGAACUAUCAAGGGUUGGUCGGGGUCCAAAAUGCUCUACGGAAAUUUCGUUGAGGGCUUCUUUCAUUCACACGAGGUACCCUUACCCAAGGUAAAAUCUGACAAAGAAGAGUUGGAUUUGGUCCAGAAGUGGCUCUCAGAUUCUAAACCCGAGGAGCUGUUCACCGAAACUGGCGAUAUAAUUGAUGAGAUCAAAUCCAUUAUCUCGACCGAUAAUUCCGAGAAACUUGGCUAG